AUGGGAAGCAUCGCAGCAGUCAAUCCGUUCCAGGACGUUCCGGCGGGACGAACAGGUCCCCUCGAAACCCUCGUGGGUCAAUUCCGAGCAGACACUGAUCCCAACAGAACUGAUCUCCUCGUUGGCGUCUAUAAAACUGACCAGGGGAAACCUUACGUCCUGCCCAGCGUGAAAGAGGCAAAGAGGAGAAUCUUCGAGGAUCCAGACUGGCAUCAUGAGUAUCGCGCGUUCGCCCAAGGCUCCCCGGUCUAUAGGAAAUUGAGUGAAGAGUUGCUCUUUGGACCGGAUCAUCGCCUGCUCCGAGAGAAAAGAAUUGUAUCAACGCAGACCCUCGGCGCAAGUGGUGGAUGUCAUGUUGGAGCAGUCCUGUUGGCUCAACACUACGGGCCAUGGAAGCAGACUGGAAACCCCGAGAUCUUCCUUCCCACCGAGACCUGGUUGAACCAUCCUCAUUUGUUCGAAGCUGCUGGAAUUAAGACUACGCUGCUGCCUUAUUUCAACAGCAAGACGAAUAAGUUUGAUUUUGCAAAGUUCACAGAUGCCGUCAAGGCCCUGCCAGCUCAGUCUGUCGUUCUGCUGCAGUCUAAUGCGCAGAACCCAACUGGAAGUGACCCUUCACCAGAUCAGUGGCGGGAGCUGGCUACUAUUUUCUCUGAACGCGGUCACUUGGCGUUCUUCGAUGCGGCUUACCCUGGAUUUGCCUCGGGAGACAUUGACACGGAUCUUGAAAGUGUUCGUCUAUUUGCCGAGAGAGAGAUCCCAUUGAUCUUUGUCUCGACCUACGGAAAGUCUUUCGGUCUCUACAGUGAGCGCGUUGGAAUUCUCUCUGUGCUUGCUCCAAGCGAGCAAGUCGGAAAGAAUAUCGAGGCUCAUUUGAGACUCCUGGCACGAGCAGAGUCCGGUGCACCCCCUGAUUUUGGUUCCACUAUAGUUGAGACUGUUCUCUCGGAUGAGACCCUGAGGGCCCAAUGGCGAGAGGAACUGCGUCAUAUGGCUAAUCGAUUGAAAAGUCGUCGAAUCGCGCUCAGAGAAGCAUUGGAGAAAUUGGAAACACCUGGAAACUGGGCACAUAUCACCGAACAGAACGGAAUGUUCUCAUACGUUGGACUGUCUGUAGAGCAGGUAACUCUGCUCCGAGAGAAGUACCAUGUUUACCUCCAAGAUUCCGGGAGAAUAUCUAUUGCUGGACUUAAUGACUUCAAUACUGAGUACACAGCCAGCAGUAUCAGCGCCGUCGUCAAAGCGACUGCAUCUCACUGA
Messenger RNA from Penicillium brevicompactum, 1260 nucleotides. RefSeq lists its product as uncharacterized. Gene Ontology annotation, biological process: L-aspartate biosynthetic process. The coding region runs from base 1 to 1260 and encodes 419 amino acids. Lineage: Eukaryota; Fungi; Ascomycota; Eurotiomycetes; Eurotiales; Aspergillaceae. Gene Ontology annotation, cellular component: cytosol. Gene Ontology annotation, molecular function: L-aspartate:2-oxoglutarate transaminase activity; pyridoxal phosphate binding. The transcript is spliced from 6 exons. The record is from RefSeq and is a predicted model, not a curated record.